AUGGAAACUGUGCAGUUGCUCGGGAUUAAAAGAUUUGUUUUCCAGUUUCAAGCUUGGGCGCGAUUCAGUGUUUGUGUGAUUGUUUGGGCGAUGACAGAUAGUCAUAAGGGGGGUGCCAAGAACGAAAAUGUAGCCGACAGCUGGGAAGAGGCUGGCGAUGAGGCCACGGAAAAAUUUUUCGAUGAACGUAAGAAAGAAAUUGAGGCGAAAAAGCAAAAACAAGAAGAGAUGUGGAGAGCAAGAGAAGCGGCACAACAAAUGCAGGAACAGGGCUCAAAUUUCGAUAAACCAGCCUUUCAAAUUUUGAAACGUCCACAAGGUUGUGAAAUGCAGUCGUCAUCUUCACAGCACGGUAUGGCAAAGCUUGAGGAAAAAACGAAGACGAUGACUCUUCAGGAAAGGGAAGCAGCAUACCUGCAAGCACGAGAAAGAAUAUUUGGGGGCGUUUAUAGGUUCGACGAAGAACGAGAUUUAGCUUUUGAUCAGAUGACUCGUAGUGCAGGUGGUUGCAUCCCAACAAGUGUGCCACUGCCCCAUCCAUCAUACCAUGCACCGAAUCCGCGACCUAGACUACCAGCUAUAAUGAGGACGCCAAGACCUCCAUUGUAUCAACAGCCACUUCCAUUAGGUAUACCACCGUUCAGGAUACCACCACCUUCAUCAGGUGCCUAUACACCAUCAUUACCUCCUGUUUCGCAGCAAAGGUUUCCAAUAGCUGGGAUCCAGCAUGCUCCAAAUCCUCAACUACAACGUCUUCCGUACUUCGAUUCCAGAAUUCCCCCUCCUGUAGCACCACCACCACCUUAUAUGGGGCAAAACUUGGGACAAAAUCUGAUUGGAAUUAAUCCAGCAUUCAACGAUCCUGCAAGAAGUAAUCCUGUGCCCUACGGACGCCCACCUACUCAACUGUUAUCACAGAAUCAGUUCACACUUUCGUUCAGCGAUCAGUCAAAUCGAUUUUACUAAAUUUUUUUUUUUUCGAAGUUACAUAUUUGUUCAUUUAUCCUUUUUCAGUUUUAUUUGUUGAAUCCUUCAUCGAUAUUUUCGAACCCAUAAAAAAUCUCUUUCAUGUUCUGAGAAUAGAACAAUACUGCAGGCUAUCAUUGUUUAACUGCGGUUUAAAUGCCGUAGAAUUUAAGAUAAUCCAUCAAGGUGUGAGUCUGGAAUCAGUUAUGCAAAUGAGGUGUUUUUUCACAUUUGCGGGGUUGGGAACUGUAAGCUCGGUCAGCAUCAAGGUGUUUCUGUAUCUCUUCUCUUUUUCAACUUUUUCUUUCCUAUAUUUGCAUCAAAGGAUUGGGAUACUUUGCAGAAAAUAUCAUUCAUAUAAAUCUUUUGCCCUGUUUAUAUACUCAGGGCGUUGUCAUUAACGAAUUAUAAUGUAUUAAAUUUUCUGUUUUCAAAAUAUUACUUGGAUUUCCUUCGUUGUACAUUUACGAAGAAGCUUGCUUUCUUUCCUUGCAGUAUAACUGAGACAGAUUUAACUUUGCUGUUUGGAUUGGUUCCUGUUUUGCCGUUGAUUAUUCGAAUAGAGAAACAGAAAUGCAAAUGCAUAAUGGUUUGUGAUGGAAAGAUAUCACUAAUGCAGACAUUUCCUGAUCAAUUUUGUGCUUUUCUCAUGCGCCGUAUGGUUUGUAUUUCAGACUAAAAUCUACAGCAGAAAGCAUCUGUAGAAUAAUAAGAUCAUAAUAUACGAUGUAAGAUAUGCAUCCUUCGCAUUUUAGGACUUAUCCAGUGUUCGAAACCUAAGUUACACAGACAUAAUGACUUUAAGGCAUCACUUCAUGCUGUUUUUUUUGUACUAAAAAUUGUUCUAUCUUUUAUUAUACUUGGACCAAACGUUCUUUCGAAAUAGAUUGAACAGGGUAGACUACAGCUAUAUAUUAUGGGAUAUAGUUCAUUUAAAUUAGACCAUAGUUGUUUAUCUGAUGCGCUUGAACGAAGCAGUUGAAGUAAUUUCGCCAUGGAAUCAUCGGGUUGAUUCUGUUUUUUCAUGUCUUUUUAUGCCGGCAAGGUCCGGAAAUGGCAAUACUCGAUAUUCUAGUAGGGAAAAGUUCUUUUCUGAAGGGAGAAGAAGCUUUUUUCUGGAUUUAAAAAUUUCACUGUUUUCUAAAUCUUAACCACGAUAAUGAGGAAAUUUUUGGUUGUGAAUGGUCUGUUGAUAUUUCCGCCUUUUGUGUUUUCCUCCGUAUAAAUUUCACGCAUUUUUUUAUCACUGAUUGUUUUUGUAUUGUUCGUUUCGGUUUCUUUUGACAAAUAAAUAUUUCAGUG
This is a messenger RNA of Loa loa (African eye worm), 2268 nucleotides long. RefSeq lists its product as hypothetical. The coding region runs from base 1 to 966 and encodes 321 amino acids. The transcript is spliced from 6 exons. The record is from RefSeq and is a predicted model, not a curated record. NCBI's taxonomy places the organism in Eukaryota, Metazoa, Nematoda, Chromadorea, Rhabditida, Onchocercidae.